AGAGCGGCCGCCACUGCACCCUGCCAGCCGCGCCAGCCCACUUUUUCCCAACCGCACCGCCAUCGUCUCCUCUGCAAGCACAAUGACUCGCCCGGCCUUCUCCAUCUUCUCGCACAGCGUCGGCGCCAACGUCGCCGGCCACGCGCUGCCGGCCAAGCUGCGCGCCAUUGCCGCCGCCGGCUUCGACGCCGUCGAGAUCUUCUCCGACGACCUCAGCGUGUUCGCCAACAGCGCCGAGUUUGCCUCGCACCUCGACGCCGCCGCGCCGUCGCCGCCCGACUCGCCGCUGGCGCGCGCCAAGCUGCUCGCCGGGGCCGCCGCCAGCGCCUCGGCGUCGUCGUCGAGCACGCUCGAGCCGGCGCUCGUGUACAACGCCUACGGGCCCUGCAGCGCCGCCGAGCUGGCGCGCGAGCAGGCGGCCGCGGCGUACAUCGGCAGCCUGUGCGCCUCGCUCGGCCUCAGCGUGCUGAACCUGCAGCCGCUGCGCGACAUCGAGGGCUGGGUCUCGGACGCCGACUUUGCCGCUGCGCGUGCCCGUGUCAACUCGCGCUUCCCCAUCAUGCGUGCGCUCGGCACCAGCCUGCUGCUGGCGUGCUCCAACAACGAGGGCGCGCCGCGCACCAGCGGCGACGCCGAGUUCACGGCGCGCCAGCUGGCCACGUACGCCGACGACGCGCGCCGCUUCGCCGAGGAGUGCGGGGGCGAGGUGAUCCGCAUCGGCUACGAGGCGCUGGCGUGGGGCGCCCACGUCGACACCUGGACGCAGGCCUACGAGCGCGUGCGCCUCGCCGACCGCGAGAACCUCGGCCUCGUGCUCGACAGCUUCAACACGCUCGCGCGCGAGUACGCCGACCCGUGUGUGGCCGGCUGCGUGGCGUCGCCCAACGCGCUCGAGAACGGCGCACUGGCCGCCUCGCUCGACGCCAUCAGCAAGCUGCCGGCCGAGCGCAUCUUCCUGCUGCAGCUCGGCGACGCCCGGCCGCCGCCGGCGCCGCUGGCUCCCGCCUCGGAGGCCGACCCACGCCCGGCGCGCCUGCGCUGGAGCCGCUCGCACCGCCUCUUUCCCGGCGAGAAGAGCCGCGGCGCCUUCAUGCCGCUGCCCGACUUCGUCCGCGCCGUGCGCAAGGCCGGCUUCACGGGUGCAUGGAGCAUCGAGGUGUUCGCCGACGAGCUGAGCAACGAGGACGCCGGCGUCCCCGAGGAGAUGUCGCGCCGCGCCUUCCAGGGCCUCGAGUGGCUGCUCCAGGAGACCAACUAGUGUUUGCGCCCUUGCCUCUGUCCUCCGUCACCUCAUCACUGCAUCCCAUGGCUCCGUACAUCACACGAACUGCAUCCCUUCUCAUGACCCAAAUGCCAUCAUCAGAC
Tilletiopsis washingtonensis is the source of this 1365-nucleotide messenger RNA. Its product is annotated as xylose isomerase-like protein. The transcript has a single exon. NCBI's taxonomy places the organism in Eukaryota, Fungi, Basidiomycota, Exobasidiomycetes, Entylomatales. The coding region runs from base 83 to 1258 and encodes 391 amino acids. The record is from RefSeq and is a predicted model, not a curated record.